GUAGAAUUUAAAAAGUUAUUGUAUGUGUUACUAUUUAUUGCUGUUAUUGUCAUUUUGAUGUUGUAAUUUUAACUACUGUUUUUAUAGUUAGUAACUUUAGUUCAUAAUGGAAGAUGUACUCUCUUUUGGUUUAAAGCAGUUAAAAGUUUCAGUUUUAAAUAAAUUAGAUCAUAUUAAUUGCUCUACCAAUAGAUAUAUUCCAACUGAAAAGCCUCCUAGAAAAAAUCAAGUGGGGAUUACUAUCCCAAAGGAUAAUUUAAAACAGAGUAGUCCUCAAUCCAAGCAAUCAGAAAUUCAGUUUCAAGGCUUAUUGGAUGUUUUCGAACACAAUAGAAGACAAGAAGUAGUAAAUAAGGUACAAGCCCGUUUAAAGAAAUUUGAGGACUUUACAGUACAACAAGAGUUAAAUAAAAAAGAACAAUGGUUUAAAAAACAGCAAGAGUUUGUUGAAGACUUACAACAACAAGAAAAGAAUAUAAAUCAAGCUCUUCAAGAAUAUGAUAAGAACUCUUCCCAUUCGCAAGCACAAUUGGCUUUGUACUAUAAAGAUUUAGAAUUAAAGAGGCAAGCACAAGAAAAUGAAAUUAAGAGAAGAGAAUAUGAAAAACAACUCCUCUAUAAAUGCAUAGAUAAAAUUAAGAAAUUACAGCCAGAAUUUUCGGGUCUUUACGAGAAGAUCUUAAAAACUAUCAAACGAUGUCAGAAAAUCGAAAAUUUGAAGACUCAGCUCACAGAAGAAUUUCAGUUACUAAACUCCUUGCCAUCUAGCUUUGAUGAAAUAAUUAAAAGAUGUAAAAAUGCUAAAGUAACAGAGGAUGAUGUUAAAAACGCUCAAGAUAUGUUUAUACAAUUAGAAAAUAUAGAAAGAAAAAUAAAUGAAACUGUGGAUAGUAUAAACAAGAUUAACGAACAAGCAAAUAUUCCCAAACCAACUCCUUUGCCAGUUGAAUCUAAACCGCUUGUUGCAACCAUUAAACCUGUUGCCAAAAGUCAGUCUGCUGCAAGUAUAGAAAAAUAUAUAAAUUUGGACAAUUUUCAUAUAUAUUCCGAAUUGAUGGACUUUCUUGAUAAAUAUACAGAAAGUAUUAAGAAUUUAGAAAAUGAUGUUACUCAAAAACAGUUUGUGCAGGAUUGUAAAAAAGCCAUAAAUAUUCCAGUAAAUUCAUUGUCAGGCGUAAACGCUGAACAUGUGUUAGACAAAUUUAACAAACUAUUUAGGUUGCUAAAAGGGCAGGAUAAUAUUAUAGCUGAUAAGAGAAUUAAUGCUUCCAUUCAUCCACAAGGUAUCCAGUUUUGUAAAAAUUUACUAGCGAAGAGAUUUGUUCUUCAGAGUGAUUUAAUAAUUUCUAGUAACUCUGAAUCUGCUUUUUGUUAUGCUACUGUGAUUGUUUCUUUAUGGAACGAAUUCCCAGACUUUGGUAAAUUAAUUUUAGCCUACUUUUACAAGGUGUGUCCUUAUUUGGUACCCUAUAAUGUUCCCAGGCAAGAGGGGGAAUCUGAUGAAGAAUAUUACCAGAGGCAGGGGUAUCAAUAUAGUAAUGGACAAAUAGAGAAGCAAGAUAAAUAUUUAAAAAGAAUGACAGGUGUCAUGCGUCUUUAUUCUGCGAUUAUGAUUGUUAAGCCCAAACGAGGAUGUACUAAUAUUUAUAAUAUUCAAAAUGGUUGGAAAUGGUUGACAUCAACGUUAAAGUUAGAACCGGAAGUAGACAUUACUGCAACUUUAGUGCACACCUUCUUAGAAACUGCUGGCUUUGAAAUGGAGGCUUGUUAUGGAAAAAUGUUUAAAAAAUUGUUACAAAUUAUAAUGGGCCAGUUUUUACCAAGUUGUAAACAGAAAUGUACUGGAGGCGCACUUACCAGGUUGGAAUUGCUUUUAGAAGACUAUCUACAAAAACAGAAAUUUGAAUCACCAGAUGGAUAUUUGGGAUAUACAUAUUGGUAAAUUUGAAGAGGAAUAUUUAUUUUUUGUGAAUUAGACUGAAUUGCACACCGUAAUGUAUAUAACUGUUAUUUCAGUGAAAACGUCGUCAACUGCUUUUAAGGAGGCGACUUUUAAUUUUUUUUUUUUUCAAAAUAUACAAAUACAUUUCUAAAAAAAUAUACAUUUUUAAUAUA
Messenger RNA from Diabrotica balteata, 2115 nucleotides. The record is from the annotation of a GenBank genome assembly. Lineage: Eukaryota; Metazoa; Arthropoda; Insecta; Coleoptera; Chrysomelidae.